AUGUCGAGCCCGAACGCAUCUCCCCGUCGUAUCAGUCUGAUAGCGACACCAACAAGUAUAGAUAAAGGCAAAGGGAGAGAAAUAGCGUCUUCGUCGGACAGCGACAGUGCUUCAGAUUCUGAAUCAGACUCAUUAACCAGUUCAGAUGAAGAAGACAAUGAAGUUAGCGACGAUUUCGUAACACCAUCAUACCUGGAGAGUCUUUUAGAAAAAUCAAGACAAAAUGCUCGGCUAGCAGCCAAGCCUUCAAUACCUUUCGACCAGGAGGAGGACGUCCUCAUAUUGGGGGCAGACAAGACCGAUAUACCAUUACCCACAUUGAAUCCUGGCCCACUUCCGUCACCCUACCUUUCACUGAACGAGAAAGGCCCCAAGGGUCCUGCGUACGAUCCCGAUGUCAAGCGUGCUGAGCUCGCAACGUCUUCACUCUCAGCACCUGCGCCACCGAUGCCACCCCCCGAACUUUCAUCUUCCGGAAAGCCCCUAACAAAGAAGGAACGAAAGGCAUUGAAAAAGCAAACCGCAGGGCCUGGGUGGUUCGAUCUCCCGGCACCUGCUGAGGCAGAUCUACCACGACUCCACCGUGAAGUGGAAGCUCUUCGCCUUCGUAAUCAAUUGGAUCCGAAGCGGUUUUACAGGAAAGAUGAAGGCGAGGGUAAGGGCAUCAAAGGCUUGCCCAAAUACUUCGCCAUCGGAACGGUGCUGCCUACUGACACGCCUUUUGGCACGCCAAGCAGUGAUAAUCUGCCCAAAUCGCACCGAAAACGCACGAUUGUGGACGAACUUGUCGACGAUGCAGAGGCGAAGCGCUAUGCCAAGAAGAAGUUUAGUGAGUUACAGGUCGUCAGAGGGGCAAGAGGCAGAAAGACGCUUGCCGCAAAGAAGGCGGCAAGGAGACAGAAAUGGUGA
Pleurotus ostreatus (oyster mushroom) is the source of this 909-nucleotide messenger RNA. RefSeq lists its product as uncharacterized. The record is from RefSeq and is a predicted model, not a curated record. Gene Ontology annotation, biological process: RNA processing. The transcript is spliced from 5 exons. The coding region runs from base 1 to 909 and encodes 302 amino acids. Gene Ontology annotation, cellular component: nucleolus. Gene Ontology annotation, molecular function: RNA binding. Lineage: Eukaryota; Fungi; Basidiomycota; Agaricomycetes; Agaricales; Pleurotaceae.